This is a messenger RNA of Daphnia magna, 1640 nucleotides long. RefSeq lists its product as uncharacterized. The transcript has 4 exons. NCBI's taxonomy places the organism in Eukaryota, Metazoa, Arthropoda, Branchiopoda, Diplostraca, Daphniidae. The coding region runs from base 142 to 1305 and encodes 387 amino acids. Gene Ontology annotation, biological process: signal transduction. The record is from RefSeq and is a predicted model, not a curated record. Gene Ontology annotation, molecular function: protein binding.
ACUCUGCACAUGGUGCAAACAACGUUCAGUAGAGGUCUGUCAAGUACUGUUACCUGUUGCAAUGUGAAAGAUUCACACAGAAAAACAAUAACUCGAAUAACUGGCUUACUACAACUACAAGAAACAAACUUGACAUAAUAAAUGGGUGAUUACUUGGUGCUAAAUCCAGCCCUCGACCAAGAACUUGAAGAUAUUCGAACAAGGGAUAUUCCUGGUCCCCCAAAUAUUGGGCAAUGUCUGGAAAAUUGGAUGGCGAAGGGUGCCCAUUACACGAUAAAGAAGUUGACAAGUCACAAUCAAAUUGGUUGGGAGAUCCUGCAUGUUAUUGCCAGGUUUGUGGAUGGCACACCUGUAGGAGCUAAUGGAGACUGGAAGCAUCUGGCUGGUCUACUUGGCCUCGACAUUCAUGAUAUAAUUAGAAUUGAAAACUUUUCUACCAUAAAAGGAACCACUUUAGAAGUUUUGAGUCAGUUUGCUCUUCAAAGAAAUGCCAGUGUUUCUGAAUUGCUAAAAGCUCUUAGCACCAUGGAGCGCCAUGACAUUUUGCUGGCAAUAUCUAGCAAAUUAGAAGUGCUGCUAAGUGAUUCUUUGACUUCUAAUCAACAAGACUCUUCUAUUUCUGAGCAAGUAAGGACUUCACCUUCUAAUCAACUGACUGACACAGACAGUGAAAUGGAUUCUGGCAUGGAAGUUAGCAUUACGGGAGAAGGUGACCCGGAAAACUUGAAAUCCGUACCAUUAGGAUCCAGUAUCCAAUCUGUGGCGAACCAUAAAGCCUCGGAUAACACGAAUAGCUCUGAUAAAAAGAAACUUAUCAAAACCGUACUUCUAACUUUCACACAAGAUGGCUAUGAUUUAGCCAAAAACGUGGCCUGUCAAAUCCGCUCCCUAAACCUCGGAAUUGGCGUCCUAAUUCUUGAAGAGAACAGAGAUGAACUUGAAUUUUGUAGUGAGAGUAUCUACAGAUGGUACCAAGAGGUUGAUUACGUCAUUCCUAUCAUUACGGAAGGAUAUUUGUGGCAAAUUGCCCCAAGGACCGCAGCGACGAAUGAAGAUUUCAAUCAAACUGAACCGACGUGCCUAGAUGCCCGAUACGCUCGCCUCAUCUAUGUUAUGAUGUUGGAAGAAUACCAACGAAAUGGUUGUUUAAAUUACAGGGUCCGUCCAAUUGAGUCAGACUUGUUGGGGAAACGAACCCAUUACCUUCUGCGAAGCCCGAUAUUCAGUUUUCGUAAAACUGUUAAUCAAGUUGGUAAAUUAGCUUCAGUUCUCGCCCAAGCCAAAAGCAGAUCAUUGAUCCGUUGAAAAGUCUAAACCAUUAAUUCAGAUUCCAAAAUUUUUGCUUUAUUGUUAUACAGAAAUCGAUAGUACCAAAGCAACAUCUGACUCGUAUUGUAUGCAUAUUUACAGUAUAGUUCUUUUCAGCUAGGCGCCAUUGAGUAUAUGUAUAAAUAUGUAAAUCGUCGGGGAACACUUUAAUCAUUUUCCGUUCAUACGUUUCUUCUCUUUUUUGGCGAAAUCGCGAGCCACCUUAUCCCAUGUACGGCCUUCCAGUGCAUUCAAAUAUUCAGAUUCUAACAAGAAGAAACGAUUAGAAUUAUUCAGAGUUUAAAACAAUACAAUACACUUAAUAAAAUGAA